AUGGUCAUUCCCAACAUCAGCAACUAUACUGGAUUUUUCCUGCUGGGUUUCUCAAAGCAGCCUCUGCUGGAGAUGAUGCUCUUUGUCAUCACUAUGGUUUUAUACUUGCUCACUAUUUUUGGCAAUAUGGCCAUAAUUAUUUUAGCUUGUCUGGAUCCCCGGCUCCAUACCCCAAUGUACUUCUUCCUCAGUCACCUGUCUUUAAUGGACCUUUGCUAUACCACCAGCACAGUCCCUCAGCUGCUGUUUAACUUUCAGGGACAGGAGAAGACAAUAACUUAUGGUGGAUGUGUUGGUCAACUCUAUGUGUCCUUAGCAAUGGGUUCCACAGAAUGCAUUCUUCUGGCAGUCAUGGCCAUUGACCGUUAUGUUGCUGUCUGCUGGCCUUUGCGUUACACCACUCUCGUGCAUCCACGCAUUUGUUUGCAGCUGGUGGCAAUCACAUGGAUGACUGGCUUGGCCAACUCCUUGAUUCAGACUGUGCUUGUCACACAGGUCCCCCUUUGUGGAAGAAAUGUUAUAGACCAUCUCUUCUGUGAAGUGCCAGUUCUCCUUAAGCUUGCCUGUGUGGAUGUCACAUUUAAUCGGAUGGAACUCUUCCUGGUCAGUGCAUUUUUACUCCUGGUGCCCCUCACUCUUAUUCUUAUUUCCUACAGCUGCAUUGUUCAGGUUGUGUGGAAGAUAAGGUCAUCAGAAGGGCAGCGGAAAGCUCUGGGGACUUGCACUUCCCACUUGGUGGUGGUAUUUCUCUUCUAUGGCACAGCUAUGGCCACCUAUCUGCAACCAUCUUCAGCCAACUCCACAGACCAGGACAAGUUCAUGGCCUUACUAUAUGGAAUUGUCACUCCAACUUUAAAUCCUUUCAUAUACACAUUACGCAAUAAAGAUAUCAAAGGAGCACUGAGAAAGAUCAUAGGAAAAGAGUAA
Messenger RNA from Castor canadensis (American beaver), 927 nucleotides. Its product is annotated as olfactory receptor 2B8-like. The record is from RefSeq and is a predicted model, not a curated record. Gene Ontology annotation, cellular component: membrane. Gene Ontology annotation, molecular function: olfactory receptor activity; G protein-coupled receptor activity. Gene Ontology annotation, biological process: G protein-coupled receptor signaling pathway. Lineage: Eukaryota; Metazoa; Chordata; Mammalia; Rodentia; Castoridae.